Messenger RNA from Fimicolochytrium jonesii, 2544 nucleotides. RefSeq lists its product as uncharacterized. The record is from RefSeq and is a predicted model, not a curated record. The transcript has 5 exons. Lineage: Eukaryota; Fungi; Chytridiomycota; Chytridiomycetes; Spizellomycetales; Powellomycetaceae. The coding region runs from base 216 to 2414 and encodes 732 amino acids. Gene Ontology annotation, molecular function: protein binding.
UCCAGCUUUUCCACCGAUUCUCGCGACAGUCACAUUGCUCAGCACGGCAAUCCUGUGGCUUCACAGCACGCAAGACUAUGCCCUCACAACAGCAAGAGGCACCUCUUCCCCCCGACUUUCUCUUCUGUUGGCCAUCUUUCGUCGCCUCAAUCGCUCGUUCCCGGCCCCGCGCGACAUGACCCACCCCGUCUUCUCACUCCGUCACGACCAGCACAAUGUCUUCCACAUGUCAGCUCCUGAUAUGGACUUGGACCUCCGUCGCGCUGCUUAGCUCGCUCACUGGAAUGCCUAUCGACCUGUUUUUUAUGUGCGUCCUUACGCUCUCCAUAUAUGUGCAGGCGUAUGAUAUGGGCCCGACUGUGUUUUUCUUUACGGCGGUGACUGUUUGUUCGUCGGAUCUUCUUGUAUAUAAUUGCGAUUUUGGGAAACCAGUGGUCAUUCUGGCGUACUUCUUCGCCCACUGUUUCCUUUGCUACGGUCUGCGAAACCUCAACUACUCGCCCACCGGCACGCGGACGGUAUGGUGGCCACUCGUCGUUACCAGCAUGAUCUUCUACCUGUGGAUCUACAAACCUUGGAGCCUGUAUCCCACACCUGCAUUCAUGCGUUCGAUGAGCGCCCACUGCACCGUCACUGGCAUUUAUUAUCUUUUUUGGAAAUUUUGGUACCUCACCUCCCGCCGGCUGCAGGCCGCCAUGGCUUUCUUCGGAAUCGUAAUACCCGACGUACCCGUGUUGAUUCUCACGGACGUCACCGACUCGAGCUGUAAAGUGUACUGGAACGCCAACACCAAACGCGGCUCGGGGGCGGUUACCCACAUUAUCGAGCUGAACGGAUUCUUGAUUGGAAGCUCCGCGGAGAAGGAGACGGCCGUGCAUAUCAUCGGAUUGAAGCCGGGGACGAACCAUAGACUGCGGGUGUGGGCUAGCACCUCCUUCAGACUCAAUGCGCCUUCCGAAGUCGUUCAAUUUGUAACAGCGCAAUCCUCGCCGGCCCCAUCAUCCAGAGCCCGAGAGCCUACAAUGGAGGUCAUCAGCGACGCUGCCACCGGUACCUCCGCCGCCAUGCCAGCCAGCGUCGUCAGCGAGCUUCUGAACGCCGCAGAGUCGAGCGUCCACAGCGCGCUGGACACCGAGCUUGCCAACCUCGAAAAUCAACUGGCAACCGUGACCUCAAAGCGAAAAGCACUCAAUGCAUCAAGCGUAGAGACCAGACAAACGAUGGAGGCCGAGAUCGCAGAGAUACAAACCGAGAUGAAGGGGUAUACGGACAGAAAGGCUAGCGCAGAGGUCGUCAGGGCCGAGCAUAAGGCGAAGAUAAAGGCGCUGGAGGACAAAAGGGAGGAAUUGCAGCAGGGCGUUGGGCACUACAAGCGGCUUUUGGCGAAGGAGACGAAACGGAACGACCAGGUAGAGGUGAAAGUAAGGGCUGCGAGGAAGAAAUUGGAGGCGUUGACGAGGGAGGUGCAGAGCGCGCCUGCCGCGGAGAUGGAGGAUUCGAAGCGGCGGCCAUUCGCUAUCGAAGUGACAGCAUCACCACCACCCACCUCAACCCCGGUCCCCGCCCACACCGACUUCCUAAAAACCCAACGCAAAGCCUGCAGCGCCCUCCGCACGCACCUCUCCACAAAAAAACGCGCCCUAACCACACUCAAAGACCACAUCGCAACCCUCCAAACCGAAGACCACCACACCGCCGCGGCACUGGACCGCACCACCCUGUACGUCAGCCUCGUGAGCGAGCACGACCGCCUGGCGGAGGAGAUCAAGGUUGAGGCCGGGCUGAAGGAACGGUUGUUGAGACGGUUUGCGGUUGUGGGUGGGGAUCAGCAGCAUCCACUGAGGAAAGCGAAUCGCGUGACACCCACCCCGCAUCCAGGGUCAGUCGCGAGCCCGAGGAUGGGGCCGCUUGACCACCACCACCAACAACAGCAACCGUGGCCUGUCGGAUCGUACCAGCAGCUCCAUAACUCGGCAUUGUAUUCCUCGGCGCCCCCGCCGUACACGCCGACCAGCACCAUUGCCACCCCGUCCCCGACGUUGAUCCAGGCGUCCCCGCCACGGGCUCCGACGCCGGGGAUGCAUCACCACCACCACUUGCAUCAUUACCACCACCAGCAUAACGCCUUCUCGUUGUUUCAGAACUCGCCGUUGAUGAUACCGCCGUUCUCUGCGGCGUCGGUGGGUAGAAAUGCGGCUACCAACAAUACGAAUACCCAUACCGCAAAUUCAACCAACAAUGCUAGUGCUAGUAGUGUAGAAGACCCGGACCCGUUUGGCUUUGGACGUGCGUUGCAUCCGGCGGGUGUUGCGGGCGGUAGGGAGGGUGGGAGUCACGUUACCCAUCAACAUGGGCAUACGAAUGGGAAUGGGGGAUUGGCGCCGAGGAGGAUUUUGUCGAGGAAGGAGCGAUGAGAUCGGGGUUUUUUUUUGGGAUAUUGAGCUAUUACCACUUCAAACUUGAGUUUUUCAAUUCCAACGAGUCUGAAACAGCAGAGUGUAUAGACCGGUCGUCAAAAAUGUGGGUAGUUUGAGAGGUGGUAUC